This is a messenger RNA of Labeo rohita (rohu), 1603 nucleotides long. RefSeq names its product DDRGK domain containing 1 (gene ddrgk1). NCBI's taxonomy places the organism in Eukaryota, Metazoa, Chordata, Actinopteri, Cypriniformes, Cyprinidae. The record is from RefSeq and is a predicted model, not a curated record. Bases 95 to 1000 code for a protein of 301 amino acids. The transcript is spliced from 9 exons.
CUUGAGCAAGUCAACGUCAACUUCCGCUGAGGCUGCACACAGCGGUGUGAAGUUGUUUGCAGUUUAGAAUUUAGUGUAUUUUUUAGCGAUUGAAAUGGAUGUGGUUCUGUAUGUUGUAGCAGCGGUUAUUCUGCUCGUUCUGAUAGUGUUUGCCGUGAAAGUUCGUGGACGGACUGAAGAAGCAGCUGAUCGUGAGGAUCAUCAGAAUGUGGUGGUUCGAGCCGCAGCCCGUCCGCAGGCGGCAGAGGAGCGCCCCGCAGGAAUGCCUCGCCGCCGCAGAAACCUGCACAGCAGAGUGAAUGUCCAGCGUGCACAGCGGCUGUCAGACAACGAGGACAGUCCUGUGGAAGCCGAUGAGAAUCAGGAUGACAGGCAGCCGUCUGAAGAACGUCCUCAAGCCGCUGCUAAAGUCGGAGCAAAGAAACAGAAGAAGCUGGAGGAGAAACAAGCACGGAAAGCACAGAGAGAGGCCGAGCUGGAAGAGCGAGAGGAGAGAAGGAAGAUGCAGGAGCUCAGAGAUCAAGAGAGACAGAAAGAAGAGGAGAAGGAGAGACUGCAAGAGCAGAAACAGGAGGAGGAGUUACGGCGUGCCAAAGAGGAGCAGGAGAGAAAGGAGGAGGAGGAGUACCAGCGACUGAAGGAGUCUUUCGUGAUUGAGGAUCAGGGAGAGGCUGAGGAGCUCAACGAACAAGAGUCUCGCAACCUGCUGCAGGAGUUCAUCCAGUAUGUCAAGAACUCUAAAGUGGUUUUGCUGGAGGAUUUGGCAUCCCGCUUUGGCAUGCGUACACAGGAUGCUAUUGCCAGACUGCAGGACCUCAUAGCAGACGGCUCCCUGACAGGAGUGAUCGAUGACCGAGGGAAGUUUAUUUUCAUCACGCCGGAGGAGCUGAACGCUGUGGCUCAGUUCAUCAAGCAGAGAGGAAGAGUUUCCAUCUCAGAACUUGUUCAAGCUAGUAACACCCUCAUAAACCUCACACCUGAGAUCCAGAGCAGCACAUAAACCUCCAGGAUGAACACAAAAUGCUCAUUCCAUUGCAAGAACUUAAAUAAAGUGGGAUGCAUUGUAUUAUUUACAGUCUGUUAUGUCGGAAGCAGCAUACAGGGCUCAUUCCCUAUCUAAUUUCCCUUACGCCAUGCCAUCGGCAUCAUUUACGGUAGGUACGGCUGUGUUCGAUAUUGUCUCGACCACUUUAUGAAAUUGCUUGAGGCUGGUUUGUAAUACAGUGGAAUUGUUUCCAGUGGCAGAAAAGAAGAUUUUAUGUCAUUAUUAUUAUACACACACUUUAAACAGGGUUCCUUCAGUUGUGCCUUGUAUAAAAGUGGCUGCAAAAUGCAUAGACGUAAAUGAAAAUCUGGAACCAUUUGGACUUUUUUUCCUAAUUUAUUUUUCUAGUAAUGCUCAGAUCUACAAUAUUUCAUUAUAUAGAAAUACUCUUUGUCAAAGUAAUACGCUUAUUUGGUCAUCACAAACAACUGAAAAAGUCAUGAAUGUUUAUUGGUCAGAAACUGUGUUCAACACAUCCCUGUAAUUUCCUCUCACUGUUGAUUGCGUCAAAUAAAAAGGCAAAAGCUACAGUUUAUUUUAUUGUAGUGACAAUUUAAA